This is a messenger RNA of Acinonyx jubatus (cheetah), 8590 nucleotides long. RefSeq names its product potassium two pore domain channel subfamily K member 2 (gene KCNK2). Lineage: Eukaryota; Metazoa; Chordata; Mammalia; Carnivora; Felidae. The transcript has 7 exons. Gene Ontology annotation, biological process: potassium ion transmembrane transport; stabilization of membrane potential. The coding region runs from base 355 to 1623 and encodes 422 amino acids. Gene Ontology annotation, molecular function: outward rectifier potassium channel activity; potassium ion leak channel activity. The record is from RefSeq and is a predicted model, not a curated record. Gene Ontology annotation, cellular component: membrane.
CAACGCUGGCAAUUUUAAUAUGCUCCUUCAUAGGGCAGAAACAUCUGUCUUCUAAGCUCCCUGGAACAACUGGGAUAUAGUUCCUCAUUUCAAUCAGGGAAUUUCUUCCUGAACCAAACUGCAAAAACAGAGUAUUUGAGUAGCACGUUUCACUUGCAGCGUUUGUUCAUUUUGGAGUGUUUUUGGACAGGAAAUUGAUCUACAGGGUAACAUUCACACAAGAAAGGAAACAGUAUGGGACGAUGGCUUGUUAGUACAAGUGACUCUGUUUUGGAAAUUACGGAUGAGAAACCUUGGUGGAAGAACGGCAUUAAAGAUCAAAAGCAUGAUGACUCCUGAUGAGAACAUCCCCAAAUGAUGAACCCGCAAGCAAAAAGGAACUUCUACUUGGCGGCACCUGACUUGCUGGACCCUAAAUCUGCCGCUCAGAACUCCAAACCGAGGCUCUCGUUUUCCACGAAACCCACAGUGCUUGCUUCCCGGGUGGAGAGUGACACGACCAUUAAUGUUAUGAAAUGGAAGACGGUCUCCACGAUUUUCCUGGUGGUUGUCCUCUAUCUGAUCAUCGGAGCCACCGUGUUCAAAGCAUUGGAGCAGCCUCAUGAGAUUUCACAGAGGACCACCAUUGUGAUCCAGAAGCAGACAUUCAUUUCCCAGCACUCCUGUGUCAAUUCAACCGAGCUGGACGAACUCAUCCAGCAAAUAGUGGCAGCAAUAAAUGCAGGGAUUAUACCUUUAGGAAACACCUCCAAUCAAAUCAGUCACUGGGAUUUGGGAAGUUCCUUCUUCUUUGCUGGCACUGUUAUAACAACUAUAGGAUUUGGAAAUAUCUCACCGCGCACAGAAGGGGGGAAAAUAUUCUGUAUCAUCUAUGCCUUACUGGGAAUUCCCCUCUUUGGUUUUUUGUUGGCUGGAGUUGGAGAUCAACUAGGGACCAUAUUCGGAAAAGGAAUUGCAAAAGUGGAAGAUACAUUUAUUAAGUGGAAUGUUAGUCAGACCAAGAUUCGCAUCAUCUCAACCAUCAUAUUUAUACUGUUCGGCUGUGUACUCUUUGUUGCUCUGCCUGCAAUCAUAUUCAAGCACAUAGAAGGCUGGACUGCCCUGGACGCCAUUUAUUUUGUGGUCAUCACUCUAACAACCAUUGGAUUUGGCGACUACGUAGCAGGUGGAUCGGAUAUCGAAUAUCUAGACUUCUACAAGCCUGUCGUGUGGUUUUGGAUCCUUGUAGGGCUCGCUUACUUUGCUGCUGUCCUGAGCAUGAUUGGGGACUGGCUCCGAGUGAUAUCAAAAAAGACAAAGGAAGAGGUGGGAGAGUUCAGAGCCCACGCCGCUGAGUGGACGGCAAACGUCACCGCCGAGUUCAAGGAGACCAGGAGGCGCCUGAGCGUGGAGAUCUACGACAAGUUCCAGCGCGCCACCUCCAUUAAGCGGAAGCUGUCGGCGGAACUCGCCGGGAACCACAACCAAGAGCUGACCCCGUGCAGGAGGACCCUGUCCGUGAAUCACCUGGCCAGCGAGAGGGACGUCCUGCCUCCCUUACUGAAAACUGAGAGUAUCUAUUUGAACGGAUUGACGCCCCACUGUGCAGGCGAGGAGAUUGCGGUGAUCGAGAACAUUAAGUAGCCCUCUCUUUGAAGAGCCUUAGGCGUAGCCAUAGGUGAGGACUUCUGUAUGCUCUUUAAUGACUGUUGCUGGUAGCAUUUUUUAAAUUGUGCAUGAGCUCCAAAGGGGGAAACAAAAUAGAUAACACCCAUCAUGGUCAUCAACCAUCAAGAGAAUUUGGAUCCUGAGCCAGCACUAUUUUUUUGAUGACGCUUGUUGAACGGUCCACGUUCUUUGACAAGUGGAAUAAAACAAGCAAUGUCUGAUGCCUUUCUGUGCCCAGACUGUUUUCCUCCCUCUUUUCCUAAUGUGCCAUAAGGCCUCAGAAUGAAUUAUAAUUGUUUCUGGUGAUAAUGUAGCUUUGAGGGAUCAGUCCUUAACUUUUCAGGGUCUACCUAACUGAGCCUAGAUAUGGACCAUUUAUGGAUGACAACAUUUCUUUUUGUAAAUGGCAAGAGAUUCUUAUGCAGCCUUUUACCUAAGAAAUUUUCUGUCAGUGCCUUAUCUUACGAAGAAACAGAACCCCUCUAGCUAAUGUAUGGUUUCUCCUUCCCCGCCCUACCCCUAGGCUCACCUCUGCAGCCCUUUAUCCCACAACUCCCGUUUGAAUACCAUACCUUGCUGGAAACAGUGUGUAAAAUGAAGUGAUGAUGCCCGAAGAAGGAAUAGAUGCCACAUUAGAUGGACAUUGAAGCAACACUCAGAAAUUCUAGCGUUAAAGGCACUGCAAAGAAAUGAGGUGCACAGAUGGUCCCUCUGAGUAUUUAUUUGACUCAGGUACCAGUGGUACAUAUACACAGUGUAAUUAUUUCCAGGCCGGUAAAAUUGGCGGCUCCAAACAGUCCCUUUUUUCCUGGCAGUAUUUGGAAUUUAUCAUUUAAUAACUACAUUUUUUAAAGGUGGAAGAAAAAAAAAAAUAUAUAUAUAUAUAUGAUCUGAUAGGAGAAAGCUGUCAGACAUGGAUAGUAUUGGAGGUGAUUUAAGACAAUUGGUGUGAAAGAAGAUAGCACGAUAAUGUGUUAUGAGGCAUUUGCUAAUAAACAUUAUACUGCCAGCACCUAUUUGCUUUUUGACGUGGAAGGCUUACACGAUUUUCUUUCCCUGGGUGACUUUCGCCAGACAGGGGAGGUGACGCUGUAGCUGGAGUUGGGCACAGCCUAGCCUUGUGUGGGUGUCCCUCUGGAGCUGCGACUGAGUUUGAGAGAAGUGGAAACUGGGAUCACUGUGAUAUAUUGCACAUGGAAAAAAAAUGCAGAUUGCAGGCAUAAUUCAUCUUUGACAUUAGAGAAAAGCUGUUAUAGCACAAUUUAAAUCUUGGGAGCUUUUUUUUUUUUUAGAUAGAAAAUGCUGAUAACCCUUUUUAGUUGAAUUUUAUAUCCUGUAACUCUUUGGAUGUUUCCAAGAUUCAGAAAAAACUCAUUACAGGCACCUAGUAGAUUGCUACUCUCGUUUAUUUUCAUACUUAGAUCUGCUGUACAUUGUAUGUAUAAUUUUUAAAAUGCAGAAAGAUGAUUUCCCCAAAUACAAUUACAAAACAUUUCUUUUAUUCUGGGGAGUGACAGUGGUGGAAAUAUCUGAAUAAGUAGCAUUCAGAUUAGGGUCUUAAAAAAUAAACAGGAUCUUUAAAAAAAAAAAACAUCUAAAUAGAUGCUUAUUUUCCAAAAUUUAAAUUUAAGCUAGACAUGUAAAUAUUAUGUAAACUUGUUGAAGGUACUUUUAUAAACUUAAAAAAUUCUAACCAAAAUUUUAGAAAGUCAGGCUCUUUUAGAAAGAAAGCUACACUCAUCUCCUCAAUAACUGUUCUGAAAGUUCAUAUGGUGGAAUGCACCAUGUAUAAACUGUGAAUUGUAUUGACAAAUAAAGUUUGUACUUAAAGUCAGCAUUUUCUGAGUGUCCUGCUUGCUGCUGAGAAUGCAGAAGGGAUUCUAGCUGAGUAGAACUCCAGGACGUCACUUUUCAUGCUGAGUUUUCUGUGGCUCCUUCAUUCAUAAUAUUCAAGAAAUAUUUCUGAUGCAGUAUUACUACCCUUGGCAAAUACAGAAUGUUCUUCUUGGUGACUGUUAAUCGAAAGUAAACAUCCUGAAAUUGCACUUUUGAAAUAGGGUAUUUUAAAUUGCAUAUAAAUUCAAGAUUGUUUCUAUUAAAUCAUGACAUAUCAAUAGCUUAUUUUAUCACUGUUAGACCUGUCUUGACACUGAGUUAAUCUGAAUGCCAAAAACAGGCACCUGAAUAUUUUUUUCUAAGGAAAAAAAUAAAACAAAACAAAAAACAAUAAAAAAUCCUGGCAGUGUUGAAGCCUAAAGAAGGCAGUUGCCAACUAAAUUUCUAAACCUCAUGCCCCAAAUAUUUGAACAUAUCUUAUCAGUGUCUUACAUAAAUAUAUUAUUUAUUCAUCCCCAUGCACCUUGAUGCUUAGUAAAUAGCUUAAAACUCGUUCCCGACAUUAUCCUCAAAAUUGGGGAAAAUCUAAGAAAAAGUGUGUAUUUUAUCAAUUUUAUUCCCUCAAGCUUUGUUCACUUAAUUUGUAAAUUUAAAAUUACUUUGUUUACUGUGGAAAGAACAUUGAUAAAGGUUUUAACAUAGUCUAGAAUCUUCUAGUGAAUUUUUUUUUUCCAAUAGACCAGUUUGAGUGAGUUUUGCCCUGAAGAAUAUCGGAGGAAAAAAUUAAGUACUAGGAUCAGCAAGGAUCAGGAACUCUUUGACAUGAAAUCUUAGACAUGGAUUCUAGACAAGAAUCCUCUACCUUAUAGCUAUUAAAUGUAAAAGUGAUUAUUUUGGAGUUCUUUCAAUUUCUCAUACAAAUCUAUGUCACACACCCUUUUUUCAAUAACACUUCACUCUUGUAAUACAGGAAAUAGUGAAACUUCUAAAGCCAGGAGGGAACUGAAUAAUUUGUGUCUUGGCCAUCAAAAAGGUGGGAGCAGUGUGUUUGUAGGGCUUUGUUUCUUUCUCAAAUUCUAAGGAGCAUGUGACACACAAGAAGACUAAAUCCCUCCUUUGUGUAAAAAAUGUGUAGAAUUCUUUGAUUCUUAAGGCUAGACGUUCAAGCAGACUAAGUGAAAUUUCAGAUGGAAUACGAAAACAAACAAACAAAUUUAGCCAUUCUAAAGAUUUGAUAUAGCUAUUUACGCCUAGGAACUGGACACCUAGAUCAACUUCUAUUUUUGUUUUCUUUUUUAAAAAAAAACAUUUUCUGUUCUAAGUAAAAUCAUAACUUAUUUGUGGUUUGCAUUCUUUAUUAAAAUGUGAGUACAAAUUUGCUUUUGUAUAAAGUAAAAGAUGUCUCUAUUUGAAUACUCAUAAUUUCAUUAAAAUUAAUAUAUGAUUUUGCCCCAGCAUGAGUUUACUUAAAUGUGUAAAACUUUCAUAGUGAAAUGUACUGGCCUUGCACAUACUCUUGUGUCAGUUCCAAGAGGGAACCUGGUUACUUUUAAUAGGUGGUUUUCAUUGUGGUUUUAAGGGGAAAUUUUCAUAAGCCCCACGUGCUUCCUUCCUUCCUCCCACCCUACCAUAAAGGUUUAUCCAGCUUUUUUUUACUUCACAUUUUUAUUUAUUCUUGAGAGACAGAGACAGAGCACGAGCGGGGGGGAGGGGCAGAGAGAGCGGGAGACACAGAAUCUGAAGCAGGCUCCAGGCUCUGAGAGGUCAGCACAGAGCCCGACACGGGGCUCGAACUCAUGAACUGCAAGAUCAUAACCUGAGCUGAAUUUGGAUGCUUGACCUACCAAGCCACCCAGGCGCUCCAGGUUUAUCCAGCUUUUGUUUCACACUUGACCCUUCCCCACUCAGAUCUCAACUAUGGCUUCCCAUAAGGCAGGGAUUAGUUCCAAGGACCAGGAGUUUCGGCUCUGCUCUUUUAUUUGACUCAACACUAUUUGUUCACUAAACCCUAGCUGUUACUAUUUUUAAUAUUCAUGAAACCAUUUGUUAUUUUCCUAGUAUUAGCAUUAGAAAAUAUUUUCACCGUGUUAUGCUUGUCUCAAUAUACAACUAUUUUUUUCUUUUCAUCUGUCAUUCCUGUCCAAAGUACUUCUCACUGCCUUGUCUUUAUUCUUUCUCUUUUGAACUCAGACUUGGAUUUCUCUCUGACCCCAACACCCAUGUAUCCAAUUUCCAUUGGAGAUCUCUACUUCUCAAAGGCAUUUCAACACAUCCAAGACUCUCCUAAUUGUUCCCCAGACCUGACCCUCUUGGUGUCACCUAUUUCAACAAAUGGCACCACCAUCCAUUUGGUUGGGCAUUCUCCUUGAUGUCUUCUCCCCCUCAACUCCAUAACCACCUUUCACCAAAGCCCUACUGUCUUGCAUCCUGAAAAUGUCUUGAAUUUGUACACAGCCACUAUGUUUAUCCAAGUUACCACCAUAGAUCUCCCCUUGUACUAACUGCUUUUGCAUCAUUCUCUGCUCCUGUCAUUGAUGGUAGAGUGCAAAUUUCAAUUUAAUUGUGCUACUCUCCAACUUAAGUACACUGUCUUUCAAUUUUAUAGAAGACCAGAAUCCUUCACAUGGCCCAAGGCCUUCUGGUCUGCUUUAUGCCAUCAUCUUCAGAUUCACCUUGUAUCACUCCCUAAGUCUCUGUAUCCCAGCCCCGCUGGAUUUCUUUUACAUUAUCCUGAUGCUGUCCCCUUGCUUGGAAUGGUUGCUCUCCUUUUACACCUCAACCUUUUCACCCAAGAAACUUUUACUCAUCCUUCAGAACCCAGUAUCACUUCCUUUGAUAAGCCUUCCCUGACACCAAUACAGGUCCCUUUACAAUAUACUAUAUAAAAAUCUUAUUCCUUUCCCUCAACUUAUGAUUAGAUAUUCAUCACUAUUCUUAUUUGAUUAUCUGUAUUCCCCACUAGAACUCAUUUGUUUUAGCUUACUAAAAUUAUUACUUUUAUUUCCAGAUCCUAGCCAAGUACAUAUAGCAGGUUUCCAAAAAUACAUGGUGAACAAAUAAUAUAAAACAGAGGUUUAAUUGUUGUAACAGUCUGAGGUAUACUUGUGUGUAAGUAUCCCAGGUUUUCAAGCUCCACAGACAUUUGUUCUCUUCUACUGGGUUAGUAAUAAAUGGGAUACAGAUAGCAAGUUACUUCUCCUAUUAACUUACAAGCUGACUUAUUGUGUAGAAAAAGAUCCAAGCCAAUUGGUCAACCAGAGAGACUUUUCAGUUGGCCAUACGUUUACUCCUUGUAAGCAAAGGUUUCGUUAUUUCCAUUCCCCAAAUUUGGCUCACAAUAGAUACCACUGAAAUUUUUCAAUUAUAAUUUAAUCUGGAAAAUUUGUUUAGAAAUUAAUCAUAAAAAUAUGUUUGCUAAUACUAGUAAAUGGAUGCCUCUUAUUAGUAGAAAACUAAAUACACAUUUCUUUCUCCUUGCCAAAUGAAAUUCAGCUUUUUCAUGCUUAAAUUUAUAAUCAGUCUGGGAAGAAAUCCAUUAUUGGGCACAUUUUGAACUGUAUCCAAUAGAGAAUAUUAGUCACUUACAUGGUAUAAUUUUGAAAUUAACUCACAGAAUAAACAUUGGUGUUCAUGUAGUGCAUGCCUGGAUUUUGCAGAUGGUAUUUCUUUUUAUAUACUAUACAAUUAAUAGGGAGUAGUAUAUACAUGAUUUUUAUUAUACUGUCUACUUUAUCUAAAAUAUUUUAAAUAUUAUUGACAUUAGACAUAUGUUUAUUUAUUUUUAUUAAAAAAUUUUAAAUGAGCAUCAGUGGCAAUGUCUGGUCCAGAUUCAAAUCUUAUCAUUGCCCACGUGUUUCAGAGUUGAAAAGAUAAAGUAUCAAGAUACUGUCAAUACACCUAAUUAACUCCUCUUGUUUCUUAGGUGCAGAAAUUCAGAGUUUACACAUGCAUUGAGGAAACUUAAGAUUGCCGGUCUAGAUAUAUCCAAGUAGAUUGGCCAAGUGUAUGACUCUUUUCAAUGAUUAUGUUGUAUGUACAAACAAAAUAUUACCCUGCUCAUAGCUUACCAGGUCAACAUGUUUCAAGAGCCUUUAUUACACCAAUUACUGGAAAUACCAAGACAAAUAAAUGUCUGCUCUCUGGGAGAUAGCAGUCCCAUGGGUAAGAGACUGACAUGCAGCACAGAUACACAGAAUCUUCUCAGUGCUGAGGAGCCCUGAACGAAAGGUUCUUGCCUUUUUAUCGACUUGGAAGGUUAAGGCACAAGGGAAGGGGGAAGGGCUAACAGUGGGAAGUUACUGAGUCAGGGUGAAAAAAAGUGCCUCAGCUGAGGCCCCAGUAAGGAGGUCCCUGUAUCUGAGUCCUUGACUGCUACUCCCUCUGGAAAAUCCCAGUGGGCUGGCUGUGGGAAGAAUGGCUUCCCCCAUGAUGCCCACCAGGCGAAGCCUUGAAUCUAAGUGCCCAUGGCUGAGCCUGAAAGAUCACACUAGGAUUUUAGUCUGGAGCCAGACUCCACUGAAGGAAAUAUGAUGCCUGUCUGAGAACAUUGGAUUUUACACUGGAAAAGACAUUUCAAACAUUAAAAUGGGGAGUGAUAUGAAUCAAUCUGUACUUUCAGAAUGAUCGCUCUGGCAAUGGUAUUGGGUAGAUGCUAAGCAGAAAGAGCUGGGAGGAAGUCAGAGAAAUCUGCAGCAGUCCCUGAGGAAGGGAUUCAGGUCUAAACCAUAUGAGGUGCACUGGGAGACGCCAGUGCAUCCACCAUUUUUAUCUAGGAUUAGGAACACGGGGCUAGGGGAAAGCGGGAGAAGAUUCGAAGGGGAGACUGAUACUUUGAAUUUAAAGUGACUGCAGGGUCAACCAAAGUGAAAACUCUCACUGGGCAGUUAGAAUACUCAAAUGCUCUCAGGUCAGGCAUCCCAGCUAGAGAAAUGAAUGUGGGAAUCACUGAUGUUAGAAGCAUUUCACGUUAACGGUGAGAAGCUGAAGUCACCAUAGUCCAUAUUGUUAAGUAAAAGGCCCCUUCUAAAUGUCAAUCCGGUUUUGAAUGAUAUAUGUCAGUUGUAUUUCAUUGUAUUUCAAGUAUUUCAUUGUAAGUCAGAAAACCCUC